Liolophura sinensis is the source of this 5425-nucleotide messenger RNA. Its product is annotated as zinc finger CCCH domain-containing protein 10-like. The record is from RefSeq and is a predicted model, not a curated record. Lineage: Eukaryota; Metazoa; Mollusca; Polyplacophora; Chitonida; Chitonidae. Gene Ontology annotation, biological process: regulation of RNA splicing. Bases 1149 to 2363 code for a protein of 404 amino acids. Gene Ontology annotation, molecular function: RNA binding; metal ion binding. The transcript is spliced from 4 exons.
GACCUGUGUUGUGAAAGGAAAGGCCUGACUUGUAACAGUGUUGAUGUUGUUAGCACAGCCCCUGCUGUGUUCAUCUCCCAGCUCCUCUUCUUUACCUCACUCUCUGGUGGCUGUCUGUGGGUGUCAGACCCUAAUACCACAGCCUUGGGAGGAUAGACUUUCUGGCUGAGGGGUGUGCUAUUACACAGCCAGCUUAAGCCAUCUCAUGGUAAGGAAGCACAGGCUGGGGUAUCUACUACAAUAGUGUUGCCAGUGCCUAGGCCUUUCGUUGCUCAAGAUCCCGCUGUAUCCGUCACCUAGAUCGGAUCUGCUGUCUUUAAUUCAUCAGCCAGUGUUAACUAAGCCGCCAGUAAAGGUGGCACGCCAGUCUUGUUACGAAGCGUCCCGUUGUAUUACGUAAGACGUUGCUUGUGGAUUCUCCCUGUGGCUGUGAGCGUUACAAACACCACACGAGCAGGUGUUGUUAGUGACAAAACCAUGGUGGUCGUGUUGUGUCCUGUCUCCGUGUGAUCGUGUGAUCGAGUGUUUCAUUUCACAGCUGAGCGGGAGUUACCUACUCCGUGUUGUACCGAUUGGUCUUUAGACCUGUCUUGUGCGGCACGUAACAAGAGGCCUAACUCACCUGGCACCCCGGCUAAAGUUAAGGACACAUCCUGACUGUCAGGGGAGAGAAUGUGUGCUGUGUUUACCGGGUGACGCGUCAGAAAGGACAGCACUUCCUAUACUGUCUGUGAUUUCCAUACUGGACUUGAUUCUGACCCCUAAUCUGGCUGUAACUCCUUGUCUAAGAAAGUGGGCUUCAAGCAUUUCCACCCUGGAUUAUCUUGUAAUGAGAAACUGAAAGAUUGAGUGAGAUCCCAUGUGCUGUGUGUACUGAUUGAGCGUGCCAUUGGUCAUUUAUUCGCUGCCUGCUGGGUACCGCCCGCGCCGUACGCACGAGGACAGGACCUGCGAUUACACUGACCUGACUGACUAGUGCUUAAUCUCGCCUCGCUCGCUGUGACCCCAGGCCAAAGGUCAAGGCUGCGUCGGGUUGCCCCCUCCCCUGGUGGUGAAAGGUCAAGGCUGCGUGGGCAUGGUGUAGUGAUAACCUGGCUAUUAACAAGUGCUGAGCGGCCAGACGGACGGACAAACAAACAGACGUCGCCAUGUCAGAUAACAGUGACUGCAGUAGUGAGGAGAAGUACAUGAAUGGUGUCAAAGGUGAUGAUAUAUGCCGGGACUAUCUGCGCAAUGUGUGCAAACGAGGGAAGCGGUGCAAAUACCGCCACCCGGACUCCUCCGAAGCAAAGGAGUUAGGUCGGCGUCAGGAGUAUACUUUCUGUCACGAUUUUCAGAACACGGGAUGUCGCCGUGCGAACUGUAAGUUCCUACAUUGCACUCGGGAGGAGGAAGACCAUCACAAGCAGACUGGACAGCUGCCAGUGCGGCUACAGCAAGCCGCUGCUUUAGGUAUCGGGGUCACCCCUAAGGAACUCCCACUGCUCCGGGGAGAAGUGCCCAUUUGCAAAGACUAUCUCAAUGGGGAAUGCAAACGUGGUGCAAAAUGCAAAUUCCGGCAUGUGUCUGGUGUGGAGUACGAGUUUGAGGUACGAAAGUCUGACCACACGCCGUUGAGUCGGACUCGCACCCAGUCUAAACUGUACGAUCCUUACGAAGAUGAGUUUGAACGCUUUGAGCGAUUCGAAUAUGAGCACACGCCGCUAAAGCGAAGACGGUCGGAGUUUGAGUAUGAGAGCCGCUAUUCUCGUCCCCUCAGUUAUCAGUUGCUGGAAGACGAGAACACAAUGCUGCGGCGGAAAGUGGACGAGCUGAAAAAGCAGGUGGCAGAUCUGACGGCCACAAACGAAGUUCUGCUGGAGCAGAAUGCCCGAUACAGAGUUAGCAAAUCUAAUGUGUUACAAAGUGUUCCUUCUGCCUCCCCUGUCAGCCAGCCAAUCUCUGUGAGCCAGCCGCUUACGACCGUAGUCACGCCUGCGCCUGCUGUCGCUGCGCCUGCCCCCGCGCCCGGCCCGCCGCCCUGUAACCACCUUAACACCAGCCUCACCCAGCAACUGGCCCUCAAAUGUGACAUGACCAAUCAGCAGAUAGCUCUGCAGCAGCGCAUCACUGCCUCCGGAGCGGGCAACAUGGCCACUGCGACCUUGACCCCCCAGGCCAUCGUGCCGGUGUCGCUCCCCCAGUCAAGCAUCUCCGUGUCCCUCUCUCAUGAGUCUCUACACCAGAGCUUGAAUACAGCGGCGAGCUUAGCGCAAAGUUUACCUCAAAGCUUGAGCAUGUCUGGGCCCAGCACGCCCCUGGUCUCCUACCCAAUUGUGUCACAAAGCAUGGGUACUGUGGUCCAUAGUAGCUUGGCUCACUGACGCAGGCAGUACUGUCCAUUUGGCAGAUACAGUGACCGUUAAGAUGAUACAGAGGUAGACACGCAAGAAGGAACGUUGCCAGAAGACAAAGGACAGUUUCUAAUUGGCGAUUUAUUUUGAUAACGUGUACCUUUCCGUGAGCUGAUCGCCUGAUGGAGCCAGAACUGUGUGUUUAAUGGUACUGUCUAGUAAACGGUCGGUGAAGGGCUUGGCCAAAUGUGCUAGGAGGCUGAAUUGGAUUAUUACUCCCCAAUCUAUCCCAGACACCCUCAACACUGUUGGUUGUGAAAAGAUUUCUGUUUGUUUAUCUCUGGGGAAUAUCUAAGAUAAUCCUGUUUGAUAAUUUGGAGCCCUGCCAUAGGCUUCAUGGGACAACAUCAGGUUUUCUGUAGUUCGACCCUCAUCCCCAAUGGCGUAUCUGUGAGUGGAACCUUCUUUAGAUAGUUACCCCGUGGCUGAAUUAGCUAGGCUACCUACACCCAUUCUGUUGAUCAGAAUUUAAGAAUGAGGCCUGAUAUAAAACACCCUGGGAAUACCGUGUACAAAAGUCUUCUCAGGACAUCUUUCUCACAACCAAUCCCAAAAGAGCACCUCACGGGACAAUCGUUUGCAGAAGUUCUCCUGGGACAGUUUUCUGAAAAAAACACCAUGAGGCUAAGCCCAGUAGAGAACACCAAGGUACUGAACUCUGCAGACUUCCUCUUAGGACAAGACUGUGCACGCACACUUCAGUAUGUGAUGAUGGAAACACCAUGAUGGUUUUUCGUCAUAGAAACACCAUGUUAUCAUUCUCUGAGGAUGGAGCUGUCACCUAGGGAAAGCUCUGUGUUAUACCACACUGGUCACUAGAAGACCUCACAAAGCAGGGAGGUUUCAUCCAAGGAAAAGUCUGUCAUGCGAGGGAAGUUCUCGUAGACACUCCUCCCAGUGGUCUGUCUGCUGUAUUUUCUUCAAAUGGACUGCCUGUAAGUCCUGCGAAUGGACAGCCUACAAAUCCUCCCAGGGAACUGCUUGCUACUGCUCCCAGUGGGCAGGUUACUACAGCGCCCAGUGGGCUGGUUUCUACUCCGACGCCUGGGCUGCACGCUAAUCCUCCCAGUGAGCUGCACGCCAAUCGUCUCAGUGGGCUGGUUUCUACUGCUCCGAAUGGGCUGCACGCUAAUCCUCCCAGUGAGCUGCACGCCAAUCGUCUCAGUGGGCUGGUUGCUACUCCUGGCAAUAAGUUAAUAUCAGCCGCAUGAUUUACGUAUCUGACGGUUGGUUUCCAGAGAUUUGACAAUAUGGUACCAUUUAACAUGCUGCUGGACAAAAAAGAAUGAGAGCACUGACUUAAACUUUAAUUUGAAGCAAAACAGUGUUGAUUUAAUCAAGGGCAUCCGCCCGAGGAUGAAGGUACCGACGUGUAGUAGUUUUUGUUUGAAGUCAACAGUAUUUUUGUGAAUAGAUGACUGGGCUGCUACUGUCAAAUAAAGGCAUUCUGUUCAUGGAAAAUACUAGGGGCACAAAAUGUUGAAAUUUUGACCAGCAAAUGAACACUGUAUACGGAAACAGGAUAUAUGAAAGAUUCUGAUAUAGGCUUGCGCCUAGAGUACUAAAACAGGAGACAUGUUCUAUUGGAUGAAGGUGCAGGUGUAUGGUGAAGUGUUUGGGGAUGAGAGGUGAUCUAGAAUUCUGAGGAUAGACAUUGUUUGUUUUGUGGAUAAAGGUAUAGAACUAAAGCCAUAUUGUGAAUUAUUCAGGGAGAGUAUGGAUUACCUUGACGAUCUCACUGUUUGCUGAGUGAAGCAUAAGUUGUAGGUACAACCAAAGUUAAGAAGUUGUGAUCUCUUAAUACCUGUAAUGGUAUGCUGGAGUCAGGGGACAUAAUAUAAGGUAGUGUGCACCCUGUGACAGAGCCAGCCAGCCAGCCAGUUAUAUUCCUGGAUUGAGUGUCGUAAGAGUGUCGGAAGAUGUUGGAGCGGAGUAGAUUCUUGGAACCUUGAGUCCUGUGGGAACCUGGUUGUGCGUUACCUACAUGUACAGUGUAGUCAGAAGAGUAGAGAUUCAUCCUUCAGAUUUCAGUUCUCUUCUAAGGAAGGAGGGCAAUGGAAUGGAACAUGAACAUGCGUUGUUAAUGAUUAAAAACGUUGUUUUAAAGGAUUAGAAACUUGACGUGCGCCAUGCAAGGAGCUUUUUGAGCUUACUGAGAAGAAUUGAGCCCUAGAAAAUAGUGUGUGGUUUUAAGGAUGUUUAAUGUUCACGUUUUCUUUUAAGGACGUUGAUGUUGAUAUGGACAAAGUUGGCGUCCCCCAUUCAGUUUUACACCAUGCAAAAUGUUAUAUUGGUAUCAGGAUAAAUUAUUUUCCUCAAUGCAGAAAGUGAUAACGUGUGUUAUAUUAUACAUUGACGUACUUCAAGACGUGACCUUGAGGUUAAAGUAUGACCUUGUCAUUAAUAUUCCGGCUUACUCGUUAACCCCUGCUACAAUAAUUUUAUCUAAAGACGGCUGAAUCUGAAUGUGCGCCAAAAAACAAUACAAAAAGGCCCGUGUCUGAAAUAAAAUACCAAAGUAAGUAUGUGUUAUCCGAUUAACUGAAACAAGUUGGCCGAAAUCAAGCGAGAAUCUUGUGCAAACCAGAAUGAAUGCAAAUGGUAGACAAAAUGUCACAGGUAAGAGAGGUGAAAUAAUACAUUAAAAGGCGUUUAUCUCCAUUGAUUACAGAUAGACCUUCUUCUCCUGACUGGCGUAUAGUACUCAUUUUAAGACACAUCUCAACGGUUUAGUACUUAUACUAGCACACCUGUACGUACGUUACUGCUUAACUACUUGAUUCUCUCGGCUAACGGAUCGCUUUCAUGCGUCAAUCCUUCCGGAUUAGACGACGAUUGUGAUUGUUUGUUGUUUUUUGGGGUUUUUUUUUCAAAAUUAAUGUCUAGUUUUCAUUAUUUUGUCUUGUUUAAUGCUUUUAAGUUUAUGCUUAACUUCAGUCUAAUUCACUGCUUGCUUGCAGAGUUAGUUUCCAUGAUUCAACCUUUUUGACAUUGUACAUGUACAUUGAAAAUACAUGUCAUAUUGGGUAGAA